CACUACGCAUGUACGUCAUGCGUCAGCGCUGUCAUGGCCGCCUCCUAAGAAAACAUGUCAGAGCAGCAGAAAACACAGAGUAGACGUAUUUCACAUUAUAUUACUGUAUGUUUUUCAUUUCACACGCCCAGCCAGUUUGCAGAGUAACGGACAUGCUCAUGUGUGAAUUAUAUUAUGUGACAGGAAGUAUUUGAAACGGUUUGUCAAAUAUAUUAUAGAGGAUUUUUCGAUCAUUCAGCGUGACUGUCAUAAUGGCUUUAGUCAACAUUCGCUCCUGUGGCCGUCGUGGUUUUCACCCGGGUCUCUGUGCGUAUGCCACUCGAACAGUUGGCGUCCCGAGAAAGCGGGAGCAGCAGGAUGAAACACCCGUGUUCCAGUACGUUGGUCAACACAGGAAGCCUCGAGGGAAGGUGUUUGUGUGGGGCUUCAGCUACACUGGAGCUUUAGGGAUCCCAAGCUUUGUAGUGCCGGACAGCGGCAGAAAGAAGCCCAGGAAGUACCAGCUCACACCUUACCGCCUGGAUACUGAACAGAAGAUUUCCUCAGCAGCCUGUGGAUAUGGUUUCACCUUAUUGGCGUGUAAUAGCAGAGAUCUGACCAAACUGUGGGGCAUGGGCCUUAACAAAGACUCCCAGCUGGGAUUUCAACGUACUCAACACGACCGACAUAAGAGUUACGACUAUGUCCUGGAAGCGUCUCCGGUGUCUCUUCCGCUGGUGAACCCUCAGGAGACACGAGUGCUGCAGGUCUCAUGUGGACGUGCUCACUCGCUGGUGCUCACAGACUCCGAGGGAGUUUUCAGCAUGGGUAAUAAUGCCUAUGGGCAGUGUGGGCAAGUGGAAGAUUGUCAGCAAUAUAAUGGCAGUCACGGUGUUCACAAGAUUGAGGGCUUUGACAGUGGAGUCAAGCAGGUGGCUUGUGGGCAGGAUCACAGUCUGUUUCUAACAGACAGAGGCUCAGUGUACGCCUGUGGGUGGGGCGCAGACGGACAGACAGGUCUGGGUCAUCACAGCAAGGCGUCCUGUCCAGUGCCUGUCGGAGGAGAUCUGGCUGGGGUCAGAGUUCAGCAGGUGGCCACAUACGGAGACUGUAGUUUGGCCGUGUCCACAGAUGGGCAGGUUUUUGGUUGGGGAAACUCAGAGUACCUGCAGCUGGCCUCUGUCACUGAGGCCACACAGAUUAGCUCUCCACGGCUGCUGCCCCUGAGGGGUGUGGGUCGAGUCAGACAGGCGGCAUGCGGAGGAACACAGGUGGCUGUACUGAACGAGGAAGGAGAGGUGUUUGUUUGGGGUUUUGGAAUCUUGGGAAAAGGUCCGAAACUUUCAGAGUCUGCAAUCCCAGAAAGAGUGCCGGCCACAUUUUUUGGGAGGUCAGAGUUCAACCCUACAGUGAAAGUCUCGUCCAUCCGCUGUGGACUCAAUCACUUUGCAGCCAUCACAGAUCGAGGUGAGCUGUUUGUUUGGGGUAAGAAUGUUAGAGGAUGUCUCGGCAUAGGGAAACAUGAUGACCAGUAUUUUCCAUGGAGGGUGACAGUGCCAGGCCACGUGACGGAUGUUGCCUGUGGUGUUGACCACAUGGUGGCGCUGGUCAAAUCAAUCAUAUGAGAGACUGUUAUGGCAAAUCUGGCCUAUUUUUCUGGCACUUCAGUGAACACCAUCAGCAUGCCACGUUUCAUUAACAAGUCCAAAGGUUCUGGAGAAAUAAAGGCACUCACUAAGAAGUCUUCAUAUCACACUGAAUCAAGCAAGCCAAGACUGUGUUUUUAAGGUUACAAGGAAAUGCGACACCUCCUCUGCUGUUGACAGUGCUGACCUCAAAAAUAGACAUGGGUCUGACUCCUAAAUAACUCAAGACCUCUUAUUGAAUCUUAUGUUGGCUAGUUGGCCAGUUUGGAAGUUCCUUUAAAUGUUUUGUCACAUUGUCAUCACUUGAAAUGGACACUGUAUGUUCAAAGCCACAAUAUCUGUGCUGUUUCUAGAUAUGCUUUUCUUGGUAAACGCACACUAACUUGUUGAUAGGCAAAAAAUUCAACAAACCUAUAUAUUAUAAAAAAAAUAAAAACUUUGCCUCAAUUACUAGCUGAUGAAAAUAUAUAAAUACAGUAUAUAUAGAUAUAUAGAAUUUCAUUGUUUUCAGGUGGCUGGAAAAAUGUAUAAAUAUAAAAGAGAAGCAACUGAUUUGAAGUUAUAUUGAAACUCCUGUAUCCUUCAGAAUCAAUUACAAGCUUUAUUUGUACCAAGCUGUACUGAUAGUGAUUGACAUUCUGAGGGAAAAGAAGGGAAUAGUUGAAAAUCACCCUCUUUAAUGUGCAAAUAUAAAGGGACAGUUUCUGACCUACACAACGUGUCAAGAAACAAAGAAAAGUUCAUGUUCAGGUAAAAACAGUAAUCAAAUUGACUUUUUCUGGUGUCUGAGCUGGUUUAAUCAACAAAUUCUCCAAAUCAAUCAUUUGUAUGGGUAGUUAGAAGUAGUAGCUUCAGCAAAUAUCAUCCCACAGAAAUCAGUUGUAAAUCACAGAUAUGACUAAAUAUCUUCAUAAACUUGUGUAUAUAACUAAUCCUCAAUUGGCACAUGGUCUAGCAGUCGCAUGGUGUAACCCCCUAUGUAUGCUUAAGAAAACAUGGUUCAAACAGUGGAGGGAAAAAAAAAGAGUAACAAUUGAAAAUCAAACCUAAUAGCAAAGUAAGCUGAAAAAAUAUAUUGUUUCACGUCUUUAAUUGUCAGAGAACAAACAGGUCACCCCUUAACACUGAUAAAUAUAUGGUUUCUGCAAAUUUCUGCUUCCAAGCUGACAGAAGAAAAGCUUGUGGAAAAAAGACACCCAUCCUUGUGUAAAGAGCAACAAGUGACCCUUCAAAAAGAGACUCCUUCAAGGGGGAAGAUACUCAUCCCCGGUAUUUCACAUCAGAAGAGUAAGAUCUGUAAGAUAGACCUUAAAUAAAGUGCAGACAAGGGGAGCUUGAAGGCCUUAACUAACAUUCAACAAAUGAUAGCUUUCCCAGACCUGCCAACCUUGGAAUUUUUUUUUUGGAGUAC
Molecule: messenger RNA, 3036 nt
Organism: Cyprinus carpio (common carp)
Lineage: Eukaryota; Metazoa; Chordata; Actinopteri; Cypriniformes; Cyprinidae
Product: RCC1 like
Exons: 12
Coding region: 252-1604 (450 amino acids)
Source: RefSeq, a predicted model, not a curated record